Messenger RNA from Zychaea mexicana, 1653 nucleotides. Its product is annotated as transmembrane amino acid transporter protein-domain-containing protein. Lineage: Eukaryota; Fungi; Mucoromycota; Mucoromycetes; Mucorales; Lichtheimiaceae. Gene Ontology annotation, biological process: amino acid transmembrane transport. Gene Ontology annotation, molecular function: amino acid transmembrane transporter activity. Bases 56 to 1396 code for a protein of 446 amino acids. The transcript has 3 exons. The record is from RefSeq and is a predicted model, not a curated record.
GUUCUAGCCUUCUCUACCCAGCUCUCCCUUUUUCUUUAUUCUAUUGUUAUAGCAAAUGUCAACCCCAGACUACGAGGUAACGAACAAAUACCAGGUGGAGGCUGGCCAUCGCGAAGAUCAAGCCUCGGUCGACUUUGAGAAAUCCGUACAUGAGAUCCAAAUCGAGCACGUGCCCGAAGGCACUGCUUCGCCAACCAAAGCCCUUUUCAUGUUGUUGAAAGCCUUCGUCGGCACUGGUGUCAUCUUUUUACCUGGCUCGUUUAAGAACGGUGGUCUAGGUCUCUCUAUUGGUCUGAUGGUGAUACUUGCCAUCAUCUGUUUGUAUGCUUUCCAACUUCUCGUCUGGGUCCACGCCCGUAUUGGUGGCUCCUAUGGCGACAUGGCUGGCAAGCUGUAUGGUCGUGUCUGCCGCUACUUUGUGCAGUUCUUCUUGGUCAUUUCGCAAAUGGGCUUCGUCGCCUCCUAUUUGAUGUUCGUCUCGCAAAAUAUCAACCUGAUUGCUGAAGCCUUAUCUAACUGUGAUCCUCCUUUCGAGAGCAAAUACUGGAUCUGGAUUGCUGUUGCUUUCGUCAUCCCCAUCUGCUGGGUGCGCAAGCUUGCUCGUCUCUCAUGGUGCGCAAUCAUUGCUGAUGUCUUCAUUCUCUUUGGCAUCAUUUGCUGUCUCUACUACACUGGCUCUCACAUCCAAGAAAACGGUGUUGGUCCCAACAUUGCUUCUGUCAACCAGCGCGACUUUGGUCUUAUGAUUGGUACCGCCGUCUUCUCCUUUGAAGGCAUUGGCAUGGUUGUUUCCAUCAUUGAAAGUAUGAAGAAGCCCGAAAAGUUCCCUAUGGUCCUGAACAUUGGUAUGCUCAUCAUCACCACAAUCUUCAUUCUCAUUGGUGCCAUCGGUUACAUUGCCUAUGGUGAAAACAUCGAAGCAUCGAUUGUCGCAAACUUCCGUACCGAAGCCUUGUCCGUCACCGUCCAACUCCUUUAUUCAAUUGCCAUGAUUCUCACUUCGCCCUUUAUGUUGUGGCCCCCUCUCACCAUCAUUGAGCGUGGCAUCUUUGGCAGCAAGCGCAGCGGCCGUGUCGCACUCAAGUGGAAGCUCUCCAAGAACUUGGUUCGCUCGAUCAUUCCUUGUGUCAGUGCUGCUGUCAGUUUCGGUGUCGGUGCCGACAAUCUCGACAAGUUCGUUUCGCUCGUCGGUAUUGUUGCCUGUAUGCCCUUGUGCUUCAUCUUCCCUGGCUUGUUCCACUUUAAGUUGUGCAAGAACAUCUAUCUGCGUCUCCUCAACGUGCUGUUGAUGUGCUGGGGUGCUGGUAUCAUUGUGUAUACCUUGUACGUCAACAUCUCAUCGUGGAUCGAUCCUUCUCCUUCCGCUGCUCACGUAUGCAGUCCCAUGAACUACUAAUUUUUUUCUCUCGCCUCAACACCCACACAUCUUCUCCUCCAACUUUUUUCACCAAUAGUCUCAUAAUUCGACAUAUUUUUUUAGGGCUGUUCGUAGAUCGACAGCCAUGUACAUAUAUAUCUAUCCUCUUAGUGUUUUGUUUGUAUUCUCUGUAUCUCCCCAAAAGUGGUCUAUUUGUAUUCCCCGUAUUUGAUGUACACACAUUCCUUUAUUACUGAAAUAAUAAACCAGAAAAUCUAGUGGUUGAUCCGUAAAAA